Messenger RNA from Marasmius oreades (fairy-ring Marasmius), 2214 nucleotides. RefSeq lists its product as uncharacterized. The record is from RefSeq and is a predicted model, not a curated record. Gene Ontology annotation, molecular function: dolichyl pyrophosphate Man9GlcNAc2 alpha-1,3-glucosyltransferase activity. The coding region runs from base 1 to 2214 and encodes 737 amino acids. NCBI's taxonomy places the organism in Eukaryota, Fungi, Basidiomycota, Agaricomycetes, Agaricales, Marasmiaceae. Gene Ontology annotation, cellular component: endoplasmic reticulum membrane. The transcript is spliced from 8 exons. Gene Ontology annotation, biological process: protein N-linked glycosylation.
AUGGCCGACUUUCCUCACGAUCCGUCGUUACCAAAUACCAAUUCUCAGAGCUUUCCUACUGAUGAGUCGACUCGCAAGCGAAAGAUCUCCAUUACAGCUCAACAUCCAUUAUUCCCUAGGCAUCGACUUGGUAGUACAUCCAAGGUCGACGGUCGACGUCCAUCCUUAACCAGCACAAUUUUGACCGAUUUCAGUAAAGAGGGUGGGAUUGAUUCACCAGCCAGUGGUCGCCAACGCUCUGCAUCCCCCGAUAUCAUCGCACCGUUACCCCGACGACAUCUUCUUAGCUCGCACCAGUCAAGAUUAUGGUUGUCUGAAGAACAGAACAGCAACGGCCCUCCUUCUCCCACCUCCUCAAGAGGUGUUUCCCCAACCUCAGUGACGUUUACUUCGAGCCGGUCACAGAAUGGAUUAGAUACUAUCUCAAGACGGCUCAUCUCGAAGAGGAGCCUCGGAUCAUUGUUGAAUGCUACACCUCCGGUCUCUCCGAGACUUGGACAAGCUACUCUCGAUUCAGCUGCGCGUUCCGCUAUAAAGCAAGGCCAGAAAACGAAGAUGAAGCAUGUUGGUGAUCAUUUAAAUCAUGAAGAGGGAUUAGGAAGGCGUUUCAUACGAUGGGCACACAAACGAGGCUUGAAAGAAUGGAUCUCGGUGGGAAUCCUGAUUGUAGGAGUGUUGAUUAGGCUAUGUAUUGGAAUUGGGUCAUACUCAGGAGAGAGAACUCCACCUAUGUUUGGAGAUUACGAAGCUCAGAGGCACUGGAUGGAACUUACAAUUCACCUUCCUCCGCGAGAUUGGUACACCUACGACCUUCAGUACUGGGGACUCGACUAUCCUCCUUUGACCGCGUAUGUCUCGUGGUUAUGUGGAAAAGCUGGGUCUUGGAUUGAACCUACAUGGUUUGCACUCAAAACGUCUCGUGGAAUCGAAUCGACCGGGAGCAAACUUUACCUGCGAUUGACUGUGGUUAUUUGCGACUUGCUCGUCUACGUCCCUGCGCUACAUCUAUUUAAGACUAGUUGGUUGGGAACUCGGUCGAAAAGAACUCAGGAACUGGCAUUCCUUACUUUAAUGUUCCAACCCGCGCUCCUUCUGAUUGAUUUUGGACACUUCCAGUACAACUCGGUCAUGCUUGGUUUCACAAUUCUCGCUGUGGAUUUUUUUGCCACAGGACAAGAUGAGAUUGGGGCAAUUUUCUUUGCCCUCAGCCUUGGGUUCAAACAAAUGGCGUUGUAUUAUGCUCCUGCAAUUGGUACAUAUCUUCUUGCAAAGUGUAUUCUUCUUGGACCAGUUGCUGGCCUCCGAUUAUUUAUUCGGCUUGCACUUACCACUUCUCUGGCUUUCGUCGUUCUUUUCUUGCCAUUCCUUCCACCCUUCGCGCCCCUAACCACCAUUUUACAUCCCAUCACCCGAAUCUUUCCAUUUGCAAGAGGGUUGUUUGAAGACAAAGUCGCCAACUUCUGGUGUGCCUCCAAUGUACUGUUCAAAUGGAAAAACUGGGCAUCUCCUUCAUUUCUGGUCAAAACAUCCACCGCGUUUACUCUUCUCGGUUUCUUACCUGGCACAAUAGUGAUGUUGCGCACUGGCUGGAAGCUGAAAACAAAUAAAGGAACCAACACCGAGUCCAAACCAAAGUCGAAUAUUGAACCGGAACCAACACCGAUCCUUCCUUUACUCCCUUAUACGCUACUCAACUCUUCGAUGUCGUUCUUUCUAUUUUCUUUCCAAGUACAUGAAAAAACAAUCUUACUUCCGCUCAUGCCGAUAACGUUACUACUUUCUGGAGCGGCACAAGAUUCAUCUAUCUUUGCAUUGGGCGCACUAGUGACCAACACUGCGGUGUUUAGCAUGUGGCCUUUACUCAAACGAGACGGUCUUGGAGCACAAUAUGUAGCGCUGCUGCUGCUUUGGAACAGGGUCAUUGGACACAAUCCUCUACGAUUUCCAAUCCAGAAUUUGGUGCAGUUCAUAUCCAUCAACGUUUAUCUGGCCGGUAUAACUCUACAUCUACUGGAAAUGGUGGUAACGCCUCCAGAGAGGUAUCCCGACUUGUUCGCGGUGUUGAAUGUACUGAUCAGUACUCCGAUAUUUGUGUUGACCUGGUUGUGGAGUAUAAAGGGUUGCGUGGAGGUUGGCUGGGCAAUCGGUGGAUUGGGAGGAUCGGAAAAACCAGCUGGAUUUUCGCAUAGGGAAAGGACGUUGUCUGGAUUAUAA